Messenger RNA from Peronospora belbahrii, 3513 nucleotides. The record is from the annotation of a GenBank genome assembly. NCBI's taxonomy places the organism in Eukaryota, Oomycota, Peronosporomycetes, Peronosporales, Peronosporaceae.
AUGGAAUCGGCAGUUGAAGAGGCUUUUGAGGUGCAGAUACUGCAUCCUUUUCAUGAUUGGACACUCGAGUGCUUUUGUGACCGUAGUGGUAACACAUACCAUGAACUCACACGUGCUGCAUUGCGUGUCACGGAUCGCAACGAUCGCUUGAAUGGCGUCAUUGAGACACCUUCGCUUGAAGUAGGAGUUUUACCUUCAUCUGAAUGGUUGUGGAGCCAUGCUUGGAUGGCCGAUAGUGAAUACACACAGUGCGAUGAGGAAGGAUGGACCUACGGCUCGUCUAUUGAACGCAUUAAUUGUCGCUUGGCCGAAGGCACAAGCAAGAUUAAGCGAGGUUAUCACCACUUUUUGAGAAGAAGACGCUGGAUACGUACGCGAGUUCGAACACCUCUUCCAGCUGAAGGAGCUGCACAGGAGACGAGGACAAGCCCAGCACUGUCACCAAGAUAUGAGGACCGAGAUGUCCAUGAAUCGAGAGUGUCGGAAAGUCUAGCAGUUCGUCGAUACUAUUGUGUGUAUCGAGAAUCGAUCAAGAAGUAUUACCAUCGAGUGUCGACGAAAGAAAAGUCGUCAAAUUUGGUGCGUGUGAACUUCACCGAUGACGAUAUUCAGAAGGAAGGUUGGCUGGGUGUAAGGGGCUCGCUGUCACGCAGUUGGAAACUACGUUAUUUCUUAUUGCGGUGGGACUCAAGCAGUCUCGUGUGCUUAAGAGAUCGAGCAUCAAUGGUGCAGGUGAGUGAAGAGCUCAUUGACCGACACACGACCUUGUUAAUCAAGGAAGAGUCCAAGCCGCGUCAGUUUCACUUUUCGAUAUGUAACGGAGAGCGCACACUACGGUUAAAUGCCGUGGACGGUACGUCGCGCGCUUCUUGGAUCUCAGCACUGAGUGAGAUGAUUGUUCGUAGUCGGGCGUCAUUUUUUGCAGCGGACGAGUCUGAAAGUAGCUCGAGAAGUCGAAGCUUUCGACGUGUGCGAUCGUCCACGGAGGAAGACGGUUCGACUGUCAGUAUCUCGAUGGUCAACGAGUUGAAUGGAGAAAACAAUAGCAUUAAACAAAAGCACACUCGUGGUGCUUGGAGACCUUACAAGUUCAUUUCGUCAACGAUGCAAUCAAAAUGCAACACGGACGCGAGUUGUCGUCGUGACUACGCGAAACAUUUCAGUGAAGCUCUGAACGAAGUAAUUGAGACGGCGGUCGCAUUUAUAUCUGAAAAUAUUAAUAUUUUGGAGGAAAAUUUGUGUACUGCGCAGGAGUUCUUACCCUCGACAUUGCCGUGUGUACCCAUGAAAGAAAUUCGGAGACUUCGAACAGAAGCAGAUGCAUCUAUCGAAGCGUUUCGAGCUGGUGCAAAUGUGAUUUUUAGUUCAGGCCAAACCAGCGUUCUUAGGUGCAACAAACUGCUGAAAGAGUUGUAUUUCUUAGUACGCCAACUGCAGGAAAAUAUUAUAUCACUUGCGCCAUCUCAAGAACACGCAACUAUUAAGAAGAUUGUAGCGGAAUCUCCAACGAAGCGUCGAAUUCCGCUUGAUUGGUUCACGGAAAGCGUUCCCGUGGAGAAGGGACCCCAGCAAACAAGUUUGAGUGAGGAGAGCUCUCUGUCUACAACUGCGUCGAACUCAACUGCUGGAAAGCUGGAGUUGUCAUAUACAUCGGGGUCUUCUUUUGAGAUGAAGAGACCAAGUUCUUUGAUUUUAUCGAGGCAUGACAAGCGAAGUUCAUCUGUCCCAGAAUCAAACCGCUCUAGCAGUACUACGAUCAGCCACCACGGUCACAGCUUGCACGCUUCCGAAGCAAUUAGGAUAAAGCCGUAUACAGAGAUACCAGCAGCAUUGCGUGAGGGUCAUUUUGAUCUUCCUGAUGGUGUUAAUGGAUACGUCGUGAAGGUUCAUGACAAAGACGUUGGUUCUUUGAUCGGAUACACCCUUUGCUCAACAGCAUACAUCGAGCAACUGGAGGCGCAUUUUGAGAAAAAAGUGAAUAUUGCAGAAGAACUGCUUGCAGCUGAAAAAAUGAGUUGCAGUGAAGUUUUUGCACCAUUUCCGCGUAAAAACGAAGAGUUUGCUGAGGCAACCGCCACAAUAAAGGACGAAAAAUCUUCAAGCUCCAGCGCCUCGACGACUACGGCUUCUACGGUGGCUACUGAUGAGAAGAGAAUGAUUUAUUUAAGCAAGUUGCGCUCGACGGACUUGCAACAUACUUCUAUGAAGUUUUCUUACGCGGUUGGUUCCACGAAUCACGAAUUCUGCUGUGUGGCAUACUUUGCUGCACAGUUUCACGCGUUGCGUGCACUCCUUGUCCCGGGCAAUAUCGAGUUUUUGAACUCUAUUAUUGAGAGUAAGCGAUGGGAUACCGGUGGCGGUAAGUCUGGCGCAUUCUUUUCGAUGACUCACGACAAACGCUAUGUGCUGAAGGGCAUAUCGGUGACUGAGUUCAACAUGUUUGUUCACAUGGCUCCAAAGUAUAUUAAGUUCAUUUCGCGAGUGGUGGAGGUUCCAACGCCGACAGUUAUGACAAAGAUUGUUGGGUUGUUCAAGCUUAGCCACAGUCGACGUUUACUGAAGCACACGGAAUACGUGGUAAUUAUGGAGAAUUUUUCGUACGGGUUUCCACCGGGGCAAAUGUACGAUCUUAAAGGAAUCCUCCGUCGUCGAUACAAUGCAUCUAGCAGAGAUGACGAGGACCGUCAUGAACCAUUCGACAACGUAUCGAGCGUUCAAGUCUCUAUAAAUUUACCAGUACUGCUGGAUGGCAACUUUUCAGAGCGCAUGCCCGUUCCUGUGUCGCAGCCAGAUUUGGAGGUCAUUGAGGCUGCUAUUCAGCAUGACACUGGUUUUUUGUAUCGAGCAGGCGUCAUUGAUUACUCACUGUUGCUUCGCUUUGAUGAGGAUAAGCGGCAAGUUGUUGUAGGGCUCAUUGACUAUUUGCAUCAAUUCGAUUUUUUGAAGAAGAUGGAAUCGACUUCGAAGGCAAGCUUUACUUUCCGUGAUCCGACAGUGAUCAGUCCGAUCUCCUAUCGCCGUCGAUUCAUGAAUGCCAUAAGCCGCUAUUUCGUUGGAAUUGAAAAGGACCUUGAACUUCGGAUGCGCAAGCGCUGUGGAUUCAAAUUGAAGCCAGGCAUGUCGCGUCUGAGCGGGGCAGCGUUGACUAGCAGCACUCUCAGUACAUCGAAUGCAUCCGCCGCGCACAAUUUGCGGACAGAUGAAGACAAUCACGCAGAUGUUACAGCACGACUGGUGUACAACAUGUCCCUUGUAAGCGAGUCUUCACUCGUCUCCGAGCAGUCUUCUGCGAAAUCGGAAUGUAUUUUGUCAAAGUUUGAUGAUAACUGGACAAGUACAAAACCGCGAGAACAUUCGAUGUCACACGUAUCGGAUCAUGCAAUUUGUUGUGACCACGUCUCGCGGAGCGAUUGUGAAUACAACAGUUCACCAUGCUCUUCGUGCAAAUCUGUCAAAGCGUACUCUGCUACUUCACACAAGAAUAAUGCGAUUCUGGAGGAGCUCUGUUCAUGA